Messenger RNA from Rhododendron vialii, 1595 nucleotides. RefSeq names its product putative protease Do-like 14. Lineage: Eukaryota; Viridiplantae; Streptophyta; Magnoliopsida; Ericales; Ericaceae. Bases 151 to 1362 code for a protein of 403 amino acids. The record is from RefSeq and is a predicted model, not a curated record. The transcript is spliced from 11 exons. Gene Ontology annotation, molecular function: protein binding.
CUUGUUUAGAGAGGAGAAUGGCCUUUUAUUAGAAGCCUCUUCACCGCCAACCUGUUCCACCGCCAGCCAGCCAUCUCUCUCUCGAUUGCUCGCUCUCUUUCUCGUAGAUUAAGCUUCACCACGAGUUCCACGAGUGAAAAUUAGUAACUUAUGAAGCUUGAUGGUCGAGAUUCAACCUUCAGUCCUUGGAAACGGCGGCGCUCUGAAUCGAAGGGUGGCCACAUAAUUACCCGCCAUUCAUUUUCCGAGGAGUUUGAUCGAGACAUCUAUGCCAACAUGGACUUGGACAUUGACACCAAAAGAGCUGCGCAGAAGGUUUCAGCAUCUCUCGUUAGUUUGGUGUCUCGUACCGGGAGUGAGCCAUUUUUCAUGGGCUCUGGCACUAUUAUUGAGUCAGAGGAAGUUGAUGGUACACACUUCAGUACCAUCUUAACUUCUGCCAGUCUACUCAGAUCUACUCCUGAGUCAGAUGCUAUACCAGAUGAUAUCAAGAUUGAUGUUUACCUAUCAGAUGGCAAGUCAUCAGAGGGUCAAGUGUUCACAUAUGAUUUUCACUACAAUAUUGCCACUAUUAAGAUUAAAACAGAUCUAGCUUUUCCAUCUGCAACCCUCAGGUUUUUGGAUGAUUCCAUCUCGGUAGAUCCAAGUGCCAUUUCAGAAUCUUCUCAGCUCCGUCGUCACUCAGAUUUAUUUAAGCUUUGUCCUGGUGACAUGGUUGUUGCCGUUGGGCGUUACUUUGAUCAGCCCUAUGAACUUAUGGCUGCUCCGGGUAAAUUUAGUCUUGAUGUCUUCAAGUUUGACUGUAAAGAGCUUUUCAGGGCAACUUGCCAAAUUUCGAAGUGUGGUAUUGGUGGACCCCUUAUCAAUCUCUAUGGAGAAGUGAUCGGAGUCAAUUUUUAUGAUCGUAUAUGUACUCCCUUUCUUCCCAUCAACAUAACUGCCAAAUGCCUAGAGCACUUCAAGAAAUAUGGGAGAUUUUGUCGACCAUGGCUUGGAAUGGAAAUGACUAAUCUUUAUGCAGAAAACCUAGGCACAUUGGAAAAAUUCUUACAAAAGUUCCCCAAUAUUUCCGAAGGUGUUCUUGUUGAAAAGGUUAUAGAAGGCUCCCCUGCUGAUUGUGGUGGAAUAUGUAGUGGUGAUGUUUUCGUUCAGUGCGGCAACAAAGACGUCCGGAGUUUUUUGGAGUUCUAUGGAAUGAUAAUGGAGAAGACAGGGGAGUCUUUGGAGUUGGUUGUGUUACGGGAAACAAAUGGUCAACGUUUGCAAACAACUGUGAAGGCUAGUGAGGCUAGCCGAGAUAAAUUUUACAGAUGGCCUCUCCCAGAAGAGUGCACGGUGCAUGUUGACAGAGUUCGGUGGUAAUGUCUUUGUGCAGGGGUAUUUAGUUAGAACUGGAAUUGUAUGAAUGUAAAUGCCCGGAGCCAUUUGAAAGUGAUUUAUUUGGAGAAUGGUCAACUUUAACUUGCUGCCUAAUCUAGGUCUGCUGUAUUUAUUGAUAUAGUCGCAAGAUAGUAUAAUUAUACUUUGUCUUGUUUUGUGUAUACUGGAUUCGUUUUCUAAUUAUGUGUCUACGUAUUUGGAUUUAGUUUUAAAAA